Lathyrus sativus (Indian pea) is the source of this 216-nucleotide messenger RNA. The record is from the annotation of a GenBank genome assembly. Lineage: Eukaryota; Viridiplantae; Streptophyta; Magnoliopsida; Fabales; Fabaceae.
AUGACCUUGCUAAAUCAUGAUUUCUCACCACAUGAUUUAGUGCAUAAAUCAUGUGUUGCCAGUGUCAUGUUGCGGACCGUUUGGCAAGGUACAAAUCUUAGUAUCAGGUUGGUAAAGGUUUUUCAUGUGGACCAUGAUAAAUUGGUUGUUUUGCGUGGGGGCUUGCUGAAGUUUACGGUUCGUGGCUUAUUUGGUGUAUGGUCGUGCUUGGUGUGA